Molecule: messenger RNA, 1667 nt
Organism: Dendronephthya gigantea
Lineage: Eukaryota; Metazoa; Cnidaria; Anthozoa; Malacalcyonacea; Nephtheidae
Product: probable ATP-dependent DNA helicase RecS
Exons: 4
Coding region: 84-1667 (527 amino acids)
Biological process (GO): DNA repair; DNA recombination
Cellular component (GO): cytoplasm; chromosome
Molecular function (GO): ATP binding; four-way junction helicase activity; 3'-5' DNA helicase activity
Source: RefSeq, a predicted model, not a curated record
UGUGCUACGAAGGUCAUGGCGUUGAGGCUGGUACUGUGAAUUUCUUUCUUGCCGAGAGUGGGAUUAUACAGCAUUUUCGAAGCAUGCACCGUAGCAUUGCUGUUGACGAUGAAAUGCAGAGGAAGUGCAAGGAACUUUUCGAACAACUGCAUGGGCAAGAGACUGCCAAGGUUGUAGAGCAAUUAUCUGCCCUUCGUUUACAGCAGCAGAAGGAUAACAGUGCAUCCCAUUGUUAUUCUAUGUUUACUGUAACAUAUGAGACCAAUCAGACAGUGUCAAGCGAAGCAUCGAUGGAUAUUGUGGCAAGAAAUGAACGAGAAGCGACAAAAUUAUAUGGCUUGGUACUAAAAGAUCAAGGGAUCCUAAAGCCUCUGGGAUGUGUGCCUUGUAUAAUCACUGUGAAACCAUACAAAUGCGACAAACGAGGACAGUCGUAUAAAGUCUGGGGCAAUGAUGAUAAAAUAUAUGUUGAAUGUUUCAUACCUGGCAAUAAGAUGAAUUUACUCAACAGUGACAGAACUCAACCACUCCAGCAACCACAACCAGUUAUGGCAAAUUCAGUUGGAAAGUUUAGUCUUUUUAAAACCCCACUGGAAGUUUUGAGAUCUGUUUUUGGAUAUGAAGACUUUCGGCCCAAACAACUUGAAUCGAUUGAACACAUUGUCUCGGGAGAGGAUGUUAUUGUUGUUAUGCCAACUGGAGGUGGGAAAACAGUCAUUUAUGCAAUACCAAGUCUGAUUUUGCCAGGUAUGGCUGUGGUUAUAUGUCCUUUAAUGAUGCUAAUGUGUGACCAGGUGGCCAGACUACGACGUCUUGGUAUUAAUGCUUGUUACUAUAAUACAAUGCUAAGUGACAAUGAACGACAAAACAUUAUUCACAACCUUGUGCAACCAGAUUGUCAAUAUCAGUUUGUGUUUAUAAGUCCAGAAGCUGCCACAAGUUCUCAGUUUCAAAGCUGUUUACACAACUUAUCUCAAAAGAAAAAAAUUAACCUAUUUAUAAUUGAUGAAGCACAUUGUGUGGACACAUGGGGGUGCAACUUUCGCCCAGCUUAUCAGCAGUUGGGUAUCCUGAAGAAUUAUGGUGUACCAAUUGUUGCUCUCACUGCAACAGCAACAAAUAAAACAUUAGUGACAAUUGCUGAAGUACUACGUAUGCCAAAGCACACUGUUGUGAAAAUGAGUUGUAGACGAAAUAAUUUAUCAUUUUCUGUCAUUCCAAAGAAAGAAACUAAAGCAAAGAAUCAAGUGUGUGAAUUGAUCUUGGGGGAAUUUAACAAUUCAUGUGGUAUAAUUUAUUGUGCAAGACAAGCUGAUGCUGUUGAAAUGGCUUUUGAACUGAAGAGUCAUGGUAUUUCUGCUACAUUUUACCAUGCAGGAAUGGACAGCAGAGAUCGAAUGGCAAAUGCUACCUUGUGGCUAGAAGAUAAAGUGCAUGUGAUUUGUUGCACUAAUGCAUUUGGGAUGGGUAUAGAUAAAAAAGGUGUUCGAUUUGUGAUACAUUUGACGAUGCCUUCAUCAUUGGAAGAUUUUGCACAAGAACUGGAAGGGGUGGUCGUGAUGGUUAUACAUGUACAUGUGUGUUGCUUUUCCGUUUCGAGGACAGAUCAUUCCACCUUCGCAACAUCUCUCUUACAGCUACAAGUUCUGCCAAGCUUUUGCAACUGA